Molecule: messenger RNA, 2667 nt
Organism: Molossus molossus (Pallas's mastiff bat)
Lineage: Eukaryota; Metazoa; Chordata; Mammalia; Chiroptera; Molossidae
Gene: IRF1
Product: interferon regulatory factor 1
Exons: 9
Coding region: 740-1792 (350 amino acids)
Biological process (GO): immune system process; regulation of transcription by RNA polymerase II
Cellular component (GO): nucleus
Molecular function (GO): DNA-binding transcription factor activity, RNA polymerase II-specific; RNA polymerase II cis-regulatory region sequence-specific DNA binding
Source: RefSeq, a predicted model, not a curated record
GGACCGCCUACCGGCUGAGGUUGCGGGCCACCGGCCGCUUUUGCAACGCGCAGAGCCAUCGGGGCCUUUAGUUAGCCGAGUAUGUUCCUUACGCGCAUCCACAAGCUGUGCCGGGUACUCGAAUGCACGUACGUGUGUGGGUGUUCUGUGCCGUGUGCUCCACGCCCAGGCCCCAGGUUUCAGGCUCUCUAUGGCUCUCUAUGCAGGUGGCAGGGUUUGGGACUUGCUGAAGGACCUGCCAAAGCAGCGGGAGGAGGCGCUACAGGUGUUUGGUUCAUUUCACUGCCGCGAAUGCGAGCCAGGCUAGAGGGAUUAGGGUCUCGGCCUCUGCACUGUUGUGGCUGCCAGGGAGGCGUAGAAUAGAUGGGCGAGGGUGGGAGAGAGGAUGUCUUCGGUGCAGGUUGCCCAUUAGGGAAAGCGCACAGCUAGGGGCAACACCUCAAGUAGUGAAAUUUCUUGGCAUCAAGCAAAAGAAGCCCCUCCCUUUCCAAAGGAUCUGAAUUUGGGGAGAAAAGUUCGGGUAUUAAGAUACCCGUGUAUUUUGUCUCUUUUUCCUGCACGUAAAUCCUGCAACUAUCACUUACAUGCCUGUCUCCUCCCAGGACUGUCCAGGAGAGGGUGAGGGAGGGGGUGCUCAAGAUGCUGAAAAGAUUUGGAGGGCAGUUUUAUUUCAGCAAAAGCCUCCUUCCCCAUGAUUGUAGUACCUGAUACCUGGUUGAGGGCAGGGGAAGGUAACUGAAUGACUUGGGUGGGGCAGAGUAGUGCCCAGGGGCUGUUCAAACAGACUCAAACGGAAGCCUUCUGUCUUCUCUUUACAGCCAACAUGCCCAUCACUCGGAUGCGCAUGAGACCCUGGCUAGAGAUGCAGAUUAAUUCCAACCAAAUCCCAGGGCUGAGCUGGAUUAAUAAAGAGGAGAUGAUCUUCCAGAUCCCGUGGAAGCAUGCUGCCAAGCAUGGCUGGGACAUCAACAAGGAUGCCUGUCUGUUCCGGAGCUGGGCCAUUCACACAGGCCGAUACAAAGCAGGGGAAAAGGAGCCAGAUCCCAAGACAUGGAAGGCCAACUUUCGCUGUGCCAUGAACUCCUUGCCAGACAUCGAGGAAGUAAAGGACCAGAGCAGGAACAAAGGCAGCUCAGCUGUUCGGGUGUACCGGAUGCUUCCACCCCUCACCAAGAACCAGAGGAAAGAGAGAAAGUCCAAGUCCAGCCGAGAUGCUAAGAGCAAGGCCAAGAGGAAGUCAUAUGGGGACUCCAGCCCCGAUACCUUCUCCGAUGGCCUCAGCAGCUCCACCCUGCCUGAUGACCACAGCAGCUACACAGCUCAGAGCUACUUGGAGGUUGAGCGGGCCCUUACUCCAGCACUGUCACCAUGUGCUGUCAGUAGCACUCUCCCCGACUGGCACAUCCCAGUGGAAAUUGUGCCCGACAGCACCAGUGACCUGUACAACUUCCAGGUGUCGCCCAUGCCCUCCACCUCUGAAGCCACAACAGACGAGGAUGAGGACGGGAAGAUACCUGAGGACAUCAUGAAGCUCUUGGAGCAGGAGCAGUCGGAGUGGCAGCCGACAAGCGUGGAUGGGAAGGGGUACCUGCUCAAUGAACCUGGGGCCCAGCCCACUUCUGUCUAUGGAGACUUCAGCUGCAAGGAGGAGCCAGACAGCCUCGGGGGGGAUAUCGGACUAAGCCUGCACCGCGUCUUCACAGACCUAAAGAACAUGGACACCAGUUGGCUGGACAACCUACUGCCCCCAGUCCGGCUGCCCUCCAUCCAGGCCAUUCCUUGUGCACCAUAGCUGGGUCCCUGGCUAUGUUUUGCUCUCCUAGGCGAGCAGGACCUGGCAUUGUGGUGGCUGUGGUGCAAAGAAGCAAGACUCCUGUGGACCUCUUGACAUGCAGAGUGUGACCCCACUGCCAAGUGGGGAUGAGGCCGCCCUCCUUGGGAUGGUGGCUUUUCAGGGCCUGGCAGGACAGGGUCUGGGCUCAUCUUGUGGGGUAAAGCUGGCCCUGCCUCCCGGGAAGAUGGGGUUCUGAGACGGGUGUCAGGUGGAGAUCUUGGACGAGUCAGCCCUCCAGGUUUCCCUCUGAACCCAGCUGCCUGGAGAGGGUCUCGCUGUCACUGAGCUGGCCUGAGGGAACAGACCAGUGACCUCAGAAAAGCACAGCACCAAGCCCAGGGCUGGCUCUGCACUAAAAGACAAUUGCACUAAGUGAACCUACUCCCAAAGAAUGCCUCCCUUCCCAGCUGAGCCCUGGGCACUGUUCCAAAGCCAGUGAAAUGUGAAGGAAAGAUGGGUCCUGCAGGGCAGUGUUCCCUCAGCCUCGGGAGCCCUGCCCUGCUCCCUGCUCCCUGCUCCCUGCUCAGGCUGAGAGGCUCAGGGAAAAGCAUGGCACUUUUUCUUGUGGAUCUUGCCACAUUUCUGAUCAGAGGUGUACACUAACGUUUCCCACAGGCUCUCAGCCUUUGUAUUUAUUUAUACAGUGCCUUGCCCUGCGCCCACCUGCCCCUCGUGCAGGCCCCCGCAGCCCUCAGCAGGCCCAGGGAGAAAGUGUGAGCACCUUGGUGUGACUUUUAAAAUUGGAAAAGCCUCCUAACCACUAAGUCAUGUAUGACCACAUAUGUACAUGUGUGUAAAUAUGUACAUUGUAUUUUUAUAAAAAGUUAAUUGUU